Spodoptera exigua (beet armyworm) is the source of this 654-nucleotide messenger RNA. The record is from the annotation of a GenBank genome assembly. Lineage: Eukaryota; Metazoa; Arthropoda; Insecta; Lepidoptera; Noctuidae.
AUGGCGGAUCGAGUUGGUGACGGUGAUUUCUUGGACGAAAAUAUACAAAAAUUUAACAAUGAAAGGCGAAGCAGUAAGCAGUGGGUUAAACUUAAUGUUGGUGGAACAUAUUUCCUGACUACGAAGACAACAUUAUCUAGAGACCCUAAUUCAUUUUUGUAUCGAUUAGUUCAAGAGGACAGCGAUUUGAUUUCAGACAGGGACGAAACUGGCGCUUACUUAAUAGACAGAGAUCCCACGUAUUUUUCACCAGUCCUCAAUUACCUCCGUCACGGUAAACUGGUUAUUAACAAUGACAUCGCCGAAGAGGGUGUAUUGGAAGAAGCAGAGUUUUAUAAUAUUACGGAACUUAUAAGAUUAGUAAAAGAAAGAAUAUGUUUAAGAGAAAGGAGACCCUUGAAAGAUUCUAAAAAGCAUGUGUAUAGAGUGCUACAGUUUCAUGAAGAAGAAUUGACACAAAUGGUGUCCACAAUGUCUGAUGGCUGGAAGUUCGAACAGCUAAUAAACAUUGGCUCCCAGUAUAAUUAUGGCAAUGAUGAACAUGCUGAGUUCCUUUGUGUUGUAAGCCGAGAAUGUGGCAGUUCUCUGAACAGCAAUGACAUAGAACCUACAGACCGUGCUAAGGUGCUCCAACAAAAAGGCUCACGGAUGUGA